This is a messenger RNA of Pyrenophora tritici-repentis Pt-1C-BFP, 2481 nucleotides long. NCBI's taxonomy places the organism in Eukaryota, Fungi, Ascomycota, Dothideomycetes, Pleosporales, Pleosporaceae. The record is from RefSeq and is a predicted model, not a curated record.
AUGAGUUGGAAUCUGCUAGAGCGCUUUAUAGAAUCCGAGCACUUCAACCAGGAUGCAAGUCUCGCGGUAGCAUAUCUCGCUCGGUAUGCAGACCACGUUGGAAUCCACUAUGUGCUCUGUUCAAAGUUGCGCCAGUUCGCCUAUGAGGAGCUCGAGUUCUUCCUCCCGCAGCUAUGCCACCUCCUUAUCAGCAUCGACAAUGAGUCGAUGGCCCUGGAGGAGUUUAUCAUCGACUUGUGCGAGGAGUCGGUCAACGGGGCGCUGCUGACCUUUUGGCUGUUCCAGACGUAUCUGCACGACCUCGCCAGUGCGCCCAAUUCGGUGGCCUUUAAGACAUGUCGCCGCAUAUACAACCGCGUGCAGCGCAUCGUCUUUGGCUCGGCUGAGCCGCAACGGCGCGAGAAAAUAAAGGAGAACAUUCUGCCCGUCACUGUCCUGUCGAGCCUGGUGCUUGCGAGCAUAGCCGCCCCGUUUCUGCCAGCCCAUGCUGGACCAUUGGCCAUUGCGCAGGCGCGGAAGCCACGACCCGUCGAGGAUAUCAUCUCGGAUAAUGUGCAGACGGCCAAGGUGGGGCGGAGCAAGACGGUCACGGGAGCAUCGUCGAGAGCGAAGCCAAAGAAGGAGACGCUGCAACAUUCAGAUCCCGAGGACAGCCGUUCCGUUAGGCCUGUAUCGCCCAGGCCCCGCGACCCCAAGGAUUUGAGGAAACAGGUGGACUUACCCGCUGAAGUCGACAUACCCCUGCUGUCACCCCCAACAUUAAAGGACGGCAUUCCUUCGCAGAGCCAGCAUCAUCGGAUCGUACGGAUAAACCCCGCCGAAGCAACGAGUCUCAACAGCGCCGAGCGAGUACCCUACUUGCUCAUGGUUGAGGUCCUGGAAGAGGAUUUCGACUUUGAUCCUGAUACGGAACAGAACCAGCAAUUGCUCGAGAAGCUGAUGCUAGAAAAGGGCACCUCAAGACGGCGUCUAUUCGACAUAACUCAUGCUGAAUACCUUGCCUUUGACCGGACCCCACCCAACGGAUUAGACAGCGUCUUUGAGCCUGCUACUGGAGAUCUCGGUAGUCCCGAGCUCAUCAAAGAUGCAGACGACGACAUAGUCUCUGGUUUAUCGACACCACGAACAUCCGACUCACAAAUCAGCAGAUCAAACAGCCCUGUUCCGAGUAGAAGAAUGACGGUUCCAGCAAACAUGGCCAAAACUAACAACGCCCCUGACCAGCCAGACUUUUCAGCACUUGCAACUCACAUGCGCACAGCUGCUCAAAUGCUCGCCCAGCUCGAAGCAAGCGGCGCAAAACGGCCCAAGACUGAAGUAGCUGCGAUCAAAGCCAAGAUCAUUGCAAGCAUGCAGAUGUUGGAAGAGCAAAACUUUAUGAGCGAAGACCAGGGCCCUACCUUUGACACGAUAAUGGCAGAAGCUGAUCCAGUGGCAAUGCCGGGUGAGUCGGAAGAACUUGAGGACGGUUUGGUGGUCGCAACCAACGCUAGUGCAGGCGCCGCUCGCAUGGAAAACGACCUCAAGACGGGUGGUAUGCGGAGAAAGGGCGAUCGAGAUGACCCUAGUGCAGCGACAUUUGGAGAAGAAUGGAGCGCAAAGCGAGAGCGUAUACGGCGGUCUUCACCAUACGGCCAUAUGAAGAACUGGGACUUGAUCAGUGUCAUUGUCAAGACGGGAGCAGACUUGCGUCAAGAGGCCUUUGCUUGCCAGCUUAUCCAGGUCUGUUCGAAGAUAUGGGAGGAAGCCAACAUUCCAGUAUGGACGAAGCGUAUGCGCAUUCUUGUCACUGGCGAAUCCUGUGGGCUCAUCGAAACCAUUACCAACGGCGUCUCGCUCCACUCCUUAAAACGAAGCUUAACCCUCGCCAGCAUAGCAGCUGGUACCAACCCUCGCAAGCGAAUCGCGACUUUGAAGGACCACUGGCUCAAGACUUUUGGAGAACCAGACUCGGAAGCCUAUAUCGCUGGUGUAGCUGCCUUUGGUCGUUCCCUAGCUGCCUACAGCAUGAUAUGUUACGUUUUGCAGCUCAAAGACCGUCACAAUGGAAACCUGCUCAUCGACAACGUGGGCCAUAUCAUCCACAUCGAUUUCGGUUUCAUGCUCUCCAACUCUCCAGGCUCCAUGGGCUUUGAAGCUGCGCCAUUCAAGCUCACACAAGAUUACGUCGACGUCCUUGGUGGCGUAACAUCGCCCGCGUUCGAAGAGUUCAAGACUCUGUGCAAGAAGGCGUUCCAAGCACUGCGGAAGGAUGCCGAACGGUUGAUUAUGCUGGUUGAUCUUAUGAGCAAGCAGAGUAGCAUGCCGUGUUUCGCUGCCGGUGCGGCUAGUGUGACGAAUGCUCUCAGAGCAAGACUCAUGUUGCAUUUGUCUAGGGAGGAGGCAGAGGGGUUUGUGGAGGAACUUGUUGCUAAGAGUGUGGGGAGUUAUUAUACCCGACUUUACGAUACUUUCCAGUACCGCACUCAAGGCAUAUACUAG